Molecule: messenger RNA, 8573 nt
Organism: Vespa crabro (European hornet)
Lineage: Eukaryota; Metazoa; Arthropoda; Insecta; Hymenoptera; Vespidae
Gene: Err
Product: steroid hormone receptor ERR2
Exons: 10
Coding region: 2277-3686 (469 amino acids)
Biological process (GO): regulation of DNA-templated transcription
Molecular function (GO): DNA-binding transcription factor activity; sequence-specific DNA binding; zinc ion binding
Source: RefSeq, a predicted model, not a curated record
AUAUAUGUAUGUACUUAUAUACGCACGACGACGCGCCAGGAGCGUAUCAAUCCGGGCUGGGAAAAUGAAGGGUAGCGAAGAAGGUAGAAGAACCUCGAUCGAUUUACCCUCAGCUCGAAGAGUCGUCCGUUAUUGCGACGUACGAUACCGAUUUUCAUUAUAUUGCAUAUUUCCAACAUAUUAUUAUUUUGAUAUCUAAACUCUUAUCAAAGUGUUAUCUGUUCAUCUUGUCUUUCAAAACUUAUGACAUUUUCAUAGACAUUUUUAUGAUAUUUUUUUUAGGAAAGAAAAGGGUAAUGGGGGAGGCGAGAUAUUUAAUUAGAUAGAUUGGUUCUUUAGGCUUGUCUACAUCGAAACUUACUUUUUUUUUUUUUUUGUUAAUAAUUUGUACGAGUUAUAGUUUGUUCCUUUUCAAAGAUCAUUACUUGACGUAUCGUGACGUUGAUAUUUAAUGUAUAAAUUAAUAUCGAUUUUGAUCUAUACGCAUUUAUCUAUCGGCUAGUUCGCAUACUUAUGUAUAUAUGUAUAUACACAUAUAGGCAAUGCAGUUCGAUAGAAAUGGGGAAAAGGAGAAAAUAUGACGACGAAGAUAUUUGAGUGGUUGAGCUGAUAUCGCAAAUCGUUUCGAGUGCGAACAGAUAAAUGAGAUAAGUUCUAUCAUAUGUUGGCCCAAGGUGAACAGUGUUAAUGACCGAUUUGCCGUGGCCAUGAAAAAGCCGAAAAUGAGAGAUAUUACAACGCGAUAUUUGUAAUUAUCGAAUAACAUAUGCGUAUAUUGCAGCUAUCAAAUGAACGAUUUGAUCGAAUAUACGCUGAGAGGCGAUAACGCGAUUUUGUGUUUCCGUCGACUAAUGCAAUGCAAUUAUAUAUGGUAAACAUGUGUCAUUCUUUCAUAAGAUUUUUAUACGGGUAUUUAAUAACAAGUAUUUCUCAUUUGAUGAUUUUUACGAUUAAUCGGAUCGUCGAGCCUGUCGAAGAGUCGUAAAUAACGUAAUCGGUAUACGGCAACGUAUACGUAUAAUACAUGAUUUCUUAAAUACGAUACAUAUGCUUGUUGCGCGAGAUGAAACUAUUCGAGAGUUUUGAAUGAUGUAUUCAAAUCGUUUUAUGAUUUCAUUUAUUAUGCUUUCGAUCUAAUGUUAAAAAUCAAAGAUCGUUGAUAAGACGAAAUCAUCACGUCGCGCGUGACCAUCCCGUAUGUUUGUUCAAUUGCGUACAGCAGCCAAAGAAAAUCAGCGAGUACUCGUUGAAAAAUCUUAUGUCGACUGUAAUGAUAUAAUGUUCGUUUAAUGGAGUUUUAUUAUCUCGAAUGGAUCAAAAAACUGAAGAAGAUAGAUUUGAAAUAAUUCGUUUUCAUCGAAAAUUGUUAGGUUAGCGCGAGACGCAACGUAAAUUUCAUGUCACGUUGGGUGAGCGAUCGAGUGAUCGAUUUACCACGUUAUCGGCAUUCACUUUUCGUUAUCGAAGAUUAUUUUGCGCAUUUCGACAACUGUUUCUGCGAUUUACGAAGCGACGUGUUUUUCAUUAUAAUAGAAAUAAAUCUUAGAAUAUAAAUAAGUAUAGUAGACGUGUGAUUAAGGAAUUUGAUCGUACGAUAGGUAAGAAAUCGUUUUGAAAUUUGGACUUAUAAAUUCAAAGGUUGAAAAUUAGACGAUAAACAAAUCCAUUAUAUUCGCAUUGUGAUCCGUAAUUAUUGAUUUUCAUCAAUCAAACAGAUCGUGUAUAAAAUAAUGGUAUCGUGUUAAAAAGCUAAGGGGUGUGUUUCGUUGUAUUUGUAUUUAUUUCGAAUUCAUUACAGAUCGUUUGCUUUAUCUAACGAUAAAAUUGAACAUAUUAAUCAAAACUAUUUCUCUCUCUCUCUCUCUCUCUCUCUCUCUCUCUCUCUCUCUCCCUCUCUUUCGUUCUUUAGAAGAAAUUUUGUGAUCAUUAAGAUUUAGCGAAGAUCGAUCGAAAGAAUCAAGCCGGGUAUCAUAGUAAUAUAGAAAAAAGGAAAGGAAGAAAGGGAAAAAGAAAGAAAGAAAGAAAGAAAGAAAGAGAAAAAGAAAAAGAAAUAAAGAAAGAAUUUCGGUCGUCGCGCGUCGUGCGCGGAUCUAGGGUUCGCAUGUGGGAUGGGGUGGGGUGGGGGUGUUACCGCAUCCUCCGGCGCGUGUUUGCGUUCAGUCGCGCGCGAGCCGCGGUUCCGCCGAGUCUCAGGUUUUACUGCCGUUGCGUUUACGACGCGUUGUCGAGCGUAGCCACGCGGGGAUGAUUCGCGUGUGAAAAGGAGCGAGAACGAUAUGGAGGCCUGGAUGUACGACGUGGUUUGUAUGAUGUCUGGCGCUACUACCGAAGGUAUGAUAUGCUACAACAGAACCAUGCCAAACAUUAAACAAGAAGUCGACAACCCCGCCACGCCUACGCAAAACUAUCAAGUUUGUUCACCGACCACUACACUGCAAAAUCAGGAGGCAAUUUGCACAAAAAUGGAUGUGCCGCCUGAUUAUGGCGGUGGUGGUGGUGGUGGUGGUGGUGGUGGCAGUGCUUGUAGCGGAAAUGGAGGCGCUGGUAGUGGAAGUCCAGGUAGUCCAGAGAUGCAUCACUGUUCAUCGACGACUCAACCUUUAGGAACUCCCGAGGAAGGUAUCAAGGAGGAAGACAUGUUGCCCAGGCGAUUAUGUCUCGUUUGCGGAGACGUUGCAAGUGGAUUCCAUUACGGUGUCGCAUCUUGCGAAGCAUGCAAAGCUUUCUUUAAGAGGACUAUACAAGCGAGUAACUUUACAGGUAACAUUGAAUAUACUUGCCCGGCAAACGGAGAAUGUGAAAUAAAUAAACGUAGAAGAAAGGCGUGCCAGGCGUGCAGAUUUCAAAAGUGUCUUCGCCAGGGAAUGCUAAAGGAAGGUGUGCGAUUGGAUCGGGUUAGAGGUGGCAGGCAAAAAUACAGAAGAUCUACGGAUCCUUACAUCCCUGUGAAAACGGCUACUUUGGAAGCGAGCGUAGCAUCCGGAGGAUCUGGGGAACAAAUAAAUAACAAAAUGGUCGAAGCUCUAGCUGCGUGCGAACCCGAUAUUUUACAAGUAUCGAAUCUUUCUCACACUUUGGAUACAGAUCAAAGGAUACUGGGACAAUUGUCGGAUUUAUAUGAUCGCGAAUUAGUUGGAAUUAUCGGUUGGGCUAAGCAAAUACCGGGGUUCAGCAGUUUAGCUUUAAACGAUCAAAUGCGGCUUCUACAAAGUACAUGGGCGGAAAUCCUAACUUUCAGUUUAGCGUGGAGAAGUAUGCCUAAUAAUGGCAGAUUGUGGUUCGCUCAAGAUUUCAGCUUGGAUGAACGUCUGGCACGUGAAUGCCAUUGUACAGAGCUAUAUACGCAUUGUAUCCAGAUCGUAGAAAGGAUUCAACGAUUGGGUUUGAUCAAAGAAGAAUACUAUGUGCUGAAGGCAUUGAUUUUGGCGAAUAGCGACGCGAGAUCGGACGAACCUCAAGCUCUAUAUCGUUUCCGCGACGCAAUAUUGAAUUCCCUUUCGGACUGCGUAGCAGCCGUAAGGCCAGGACAGGCGUUACGUGCUACGCAAAACAUGUUCCUAAUACUGCCUAGUCUUAGACAGGCCGAUGGAAUUGUAAGGAGAUUUUGGUCGAGUGUUUAUAGAACGGGCAAAGUGCCGAUGAACAAGCUCUUUGUAGAGAUGUUGGAAGCUGCCUAUUAUCGAUGAAACAACUAGAACCUGGUCGAAUAUUAUCAUUGAAAUCGAACGAGUUCGUCAAAGUUAUCAUUAAUAGUCGAUGUAUAAUAAACAUCACGCGGAAAUAAUAAAGGUGUUACUCACGUUUUCGAAACUAAAAGGAAUGACAAGUGAGUGAUAAGUGAGAGGAACAGUGCAGUUCUGUUCUUUUUUUUUUCGAACAGACUCGCGAACAAAAAGUUCUUUAUUUUUCAAAGGUGAAGCGUGGAGUGAUUUCGACCAGUGUUUCCCAACGAUCAUCGAACCGUAUAGUUCUGAGAUACCGUUAGCUGUCUUUGUUUAAAGUAACCAAGCUUUCCUUUUCAAGUACCCCUUUUACAGGUAUAGGAAAGGGAAUGUGAUUUCAGCAUAAAACGCGGAGAGAAUAAAAUGCGAGGAGCCUACGUUUAGAGGUAUCAUUAUAGGAUAGUAUAUAGUCUGUUGAUCGAUAGAUCGCAUUACCAAAUAAAUAUGUUUUUGUUUACACACUUGAUCAUUAUGAUCGUGACAUCGAGUCAAUGAUCGUACAAGUCAGAUCGAAGUUUAGUAAUUGUGGUGUUUGAUAAACUGUGGGUGUUUGAUGUUACAUAUUUGCAAUAGAGAUACGCUAAUCAUUUCAUGUUUGUCAUUAAUCUGAAUUCAUAUAUCGUUUCUGGCGGUUAGUUUAGCAAGAGGAAUGUACAUGUAUAACGCUAAUAAUUUAAAAAAAAAAAAGAUAAUACAAAUGUUUACUUGGCAUUAUAGGUGGAAUUAAUGUUGAAAGUAAUAAUAAUUAAAACUUAAGCUAGAUGUAUCGAACAUCCAUAGUUACGGCACUUUAAACCUUUAGGGCGUAUCGUUGUACAAAUAAAACCAGUGAUAGGAAUAGGAUUGAUCAAGUUGGAGAAGAUAAAAAGAAAGAGAAAGAAUGACUGGAUCGUUCUCGAAUUAGAGCCACGUUGUUUUUUUUUCUUUUUUUUCUUUUUUCUUUUUUUUUCUCUUUUUUUUCUUUCUUUUUUUUUCUUUUUUUUUUUUUUUUUUUUUUUAAUUUCUUUUGUAUAAGAUACAUUAGGAAUAUAUUUUAAGAACGGACUUUGGCCAGGUUGCCAGGUUCAUGAGAGUAAAAAAGGGGAGUUUAAUUGUUUGUUAAAAUGAUCGCAAAAAUAUUGCGCGUGCCACACAAAAGUGUAGGAGAAUAUAUGUAUAUAUAUGUGUGUGUAUAUAUAUAUAUAUAUAUUCAGGGAUCUUUAUUAUCUAGUUAUUACCGUUAUGAGUAUCGCGUGCGGGACGUGUGCAUAGUACUGCUUCUAUGGAAGGAAACUCGUUAUGUAACAAGAGCUACUAUUCUGACGUGAAAGUUCAGUACGAAUUGAAAAAACCGAAUAUAAAUUUGUUUUAUAGAGCUUUCUUUAGCAUUAGUUUGCCAUAACAUUUUCACUGAUAUUUGUAUUUUUUUUUCCUUUUUCAUUAUAUUUCCGUGAAAUUAAAGAACGAUAUAAAAAAUUGAAUUAGUUUUAUCGUAAGGAAUAAUCGAUCUUAUUCCUUGUUAUAUUUGAAAUUUAUAUAUCCAUUUUCGUGAUGUAUCGGAAAAAUUCGUAAAAUUAAUUAUUUUUUUUUUUUUUUUGACAAUAUAGAUACGAGCAAUAAAUUAAUCAAUUUUUGCACAAAAGAGAAAGAAAAUAUUAUCGAAUUAUAAGUAACGUACAAAAAGUCGUUCGAAGAAACGGUGAAAAUGUUAUGCAUAAUGGUGUAGUCGUAUCGUAUGUCUAUAUCGUCACUUUUACGGUGCAAUAUAUUGUUCAUUCGCGUCGUUGCAUUAUCCAAAUCAUGGAAAUGUAGCGUUAUUCCUUUAUUUUGACCUUGCUUUUCCUUCUUGUCCUUUUAUCUUACAACGUUUCAUCUAUCCUGCAUUUACGCACGAUGAAUAUUUCAUGAUACUGACUUCCCAUAUCUUAUUCGUAUAAGUUCUUUCAAGUUUUCCUGCUUGAUGAUUUGUUCCUUGUCAUGAAGUAGAUAGCAUAAUAAAUGAAAUGAAAACAUGGCUGUUCAGCCACGGCGAAUUUUAUCUGUGUUCUUUGCAGCUUCCUACGUUUUUUCUCUCUCGUUCAUUACGUGGCUCAUUUUUUAAAUACAUAUAUAUAUAUAUAUAUAUAUAUAUGUAUAUAUAUAUAUAUGUAUAUAUAUAUAUGUAUAUAUAGUUCGAUUUUUUUUCUCCAUGGAUAAAUUUCACUUUAAGAUGCCAACAGAAAAAAGAAAAAUUGAAAGUAAUCAACGAAAAGGACUGACGCAAGAGAAAUUUUUUCUGAAUCUCUUGCAAAUGAAAUUUUUUUUUCCUAUCGAUAACUAAAUUACUGUUCAGUUGUUAUAUUAACUUUUCUUAUAAGUUUUAUACUUUCGAUUUAACUAACAUCAAUUCAUUUGUCACGCUCUUCCUUUUCGUCUUUAUCAAUGUGAAAAUGUUUCUUCUUUAGACUGUGAUAUUUACACAAUAUUUGGCUUUUCUCUUUUGUGAAAUUAUUGGUGUUUCGUAAAAAUUCGAACGUUUUAGUUUAUGAGAUCUUGUAAUAUAUUGAUAUGAAUUUAUUUUGUUUUGCUUUUUUUUUUUGUUUUUUUUUUUGUUUUUUUUUUUUUGUUUUGCUUAAGUUGGUUUCAUAAUAAUUUAUGAACUAUUUCCAUGUAUAUAAAAAUCGAUACGAUAAAUUAAUUUUUCUAUUAUCGCGCAUGGUGAAACCAUGUUAACCAGAUUUGGCGAUAAGGGUGGUGUUUCAUAAAGCUUAGCUUAAUUCGCGCGUCGUUGAUCAGCUUUUGUUAUAUCUUGAUAAUCCGAUUCGUUAUGUGAUCUAUUAUUUUCAAGUGGAAUUCAAUGUAUCUAUCAUAUAUACGAUCGUUUAUUAUAAAUCCGACAAUAAGAUGCGAUAUAUGUAAAACUUUCAUAGUGCGAUGAUAUUGAACUAUUAAAUAUCAGACGUGCUGAACUAUUAAAAAUUCGGAAAAGAACGGGUAAGAAUAUUGAAGAAAUAUUUUCUUAAUCAGAGCAUUCGACAUAAAAGCGAAGAUGUAUUUUUAUGAAACCGACUUUUAUAUGGUUCCCCCUUUUUGAAAUUGAGAAAUCUACAAUUUUCGUAAGCUUUUUUCUUUUUUUUCCCCUCCUACCCUCCUUUAUUUAAUCAUCAUCCAUUCGCCGUGGCAUAGAAUCGUAGUCUCAGGGUUGCAUACAAACAAAUAAACAAACGAUACAAACCUCGACACAUACAAAUAGUUAAGAAUGCGAAUAUAUUUGUGAAGCAAACAUUAUAAUAAUAGUAAUAAUAAAAAGAAUAAUAAUUAUAACAUUAAUAAUAAUAUUAAUAACGAUAACGAUAAGGAGACGAUUAAUGCUGUAACUUACUAUGUUAUAUAAUGAAGCUUAUGUGUUACGAAGAUGGAAAUUAUUUAUGUAUUAAAAAAAAAAAAAAAAAAAAAAAAAGGAAAGAAAAGAAAGAAGGAAACGCGUAUAUGAAAAUGGAAGAAAGAGAAAAUCCGGCAGAAGUAAAAUUCUUUUGUGUUAAGGAAUUAAGAAUGAUCGACUAUUUUUGCCCAAAUAAAGUGGGGAUUUCGAUUAUUUGUUUUCAAAAUCGUUAUUCAUUUUAUCCGUCCGCGUAUUUGGCUUCAAAUCAUUCUUCGUGUUCGGACAUUGAUUAUUCAAACGUGCAUAUUUUUCUUUUCAAAGGGCAAACAAAAAAAAGGAUGAAAUUGAUUUAUUUUUGUUACAAUAGAGCGAUUAAAUAGAUGUGUAUGUAAUAUGUACAUUACGUAUUUGGUGUAAAGAAGAGAUUAUUGAAAUUAACAAGGAAGGAUACGAUCCUAGCUAAAUUAUGUUUCUUUUAUUUCUUUUUUUUUUUUUUUUUUUUUUUUUUUUUUUCUCUAUAUAUACAUUAUUACGCUGAAGAUGACAUAGAUUUUUUUCUUUUGUUGUCAGUGUACAAUAUCGCCCCUUUAUAAAGUGUAAAUAUAUAGUAUAAAUAAAGAAGGCGAAAGACGCUAGUACCAGUUUUGAGAUUUUUAUAUUGUAACAGGCAUCAUUUAUAAGAUGGAUUUGAAGAAGAAUGCGAAUGAACCUUGAAUUUAGGAUUAUUAGUAUUUCAUGUGUAGAUAUCGCGCACGUUCAAAAUAAAAUUAUGUUUAUUUAAUAUAAGGCGAAGGAGUUGAAUAAAAAGGUAUAAUGUUUUUCGUUAAAAAUAUUGGAUGUUAAUAGUAAAUAAGCGAUAAAAAAAAAAAAAAAAAAGAAAAAAAAGAAUUGAUGUUUUCUGUUUGAAGAAAAUCUAAAGACAGUUUAAAAUUCGUAUAAUAACUGCUUCUUAUCUGUGAUCUAUUCCAAUCAAUAAAUUCUCAAUUAUGCUUUGAUCUUUAGAUCUUCUUUUGAAAUUCACCAUCAAAAACGAUGCCUGUAGAAUUUAAAUGCCGCUUCUAUGACGAUUAUAAAUAUGUAUGUAAUUACUUUGUAAUUGUAUUAUAGUAGGUCUAUAUAUGUGUGUAUAUAUAUAUAUAUGUAUAUAUAUAUAUUUAUAUGUAUAUAUAUAUAUAAAUAUAUAUAUAUAAAUAUAUAAUAUAAUUUUUAUAUGUAUACAUACACGAAGAGAAAAGUGUAGUCGAACAAACACAUGAGAGAUCAUCGGCUAUCUUGUAAAAAAAAACAAAAAAAAAAAACAAAAAAAAAAACAAAAAAAAAACAAAAAGAAGAAAAAAGAAAAAAAAAUGAAGAAAAUCAAGUGACAGCCUAAAUAUUAUUGGAGUCGAACUUGUACGCCAGGGUAUUCGUACAAGUUGCGAUUAAUUAUUCGUCCGGAUGAAAAAUGUGUUAUGUAAGAUAGAAAUAUCUGUCAGGAGACACGAAAAAAUAAAAAAAAAUGUUGCAUGGAA